AUGGCUGACUCAGUGGCGCUGGUGCAGCUAAAGGCCAACAGAAGUGCAGCCAAGCGCCAGUUCUCCCGCCAGGCCAACAAUGUGCUCAGAAUGUACAGCGUGCUCUCCGAAGAGGAGCUUAAGGACAGUUUCAAAACUAUGACAAUAGAAGCAAAUAAAGUUUUUGAAGCAAAUGACGACGUGGAGGAGCAGUAUACUACGGAAUCAAAGGAGGAGGGAGGAGCAAUCAGCGUGGAGCAGAGGGCAGACUUAGACAAGACAAAAACUGAGUGUGAAACCAAACUAGAUGAACUGAAAGAUAUUAUUCUGAAAACUCUCUGGUCUAAAUAUGGAGAGGAGGAGCUAAAAAUUGUUGUAGAAGCAGCAGAGUCUGAGGCAGAGUGUGUUGGUGCUAUUGAACUCAGUCAAGAUGAAGAAGGCUAUGAUUUCUUGGUGAAGCACCUGGGAACACUGGUUGGAAGAGUCAAAUCUCUUCACACAAUGUGGAAGUGCUGGGCCCCUGCCGAGGAGCAGGCGAGUCUCCAGUCUCGUGUGAGUGACCUGGAACGAGCGCUUCUGAAGUUAACUACUCGAAAAGCACAUUUCAUUCAAGCAAGAGUCAACCACGAUCCUGUGGAGGAUCCUCAGAGUUCUCCACCAUCCUCCAGCAAUAAUCCAGAAACCUCAAACGCGAAGCACGAAGAUGAGCAAAAUGGCGCCGCGGUUGUGUCGUCCAGUCUUCCCCCGGGAUGCGUCGUGUGCGGGGACAUGAAACACAGUCAAAGAUUGUACUUCUGUAAACAGUUCCAAGCACUAAAGUUAUCGGAGAAACGAGAGGCAGUGAGAAAACUGGGGGCUUGCGUUAAGUGCCUUCAGACGCACGGCGAACAAAACAAAUGCAAAGACGAGUACUUCUGCAAACGUGCCGAAUGCAGCGAGAGCAAAGACCACCACUUCCUCCUGUGUCCUAAACCACCCAAGGUUAAAGCCGCCGCGGUGGGAGGCGACCGCAGGAGUUACACCGACGCGCAGAAGGAGUUUGUGAAGAAGCUCCCACCAGGACUGGCGAAAGAAUGUCGCAACGUCUUCAACUCCUCUGGAAUCAAAACGUUCUAUGCAACAAACAACACGGCCGCCACCGGAGAGAGGUUCGCGGUGGUGGCCAGUCAAGAUGCGGCGCGCGGGAACAGCCAGCGAUGGGUCAAGGAUUGGUACGCCCAACGGCCCAGCAACAGAUACAAGCAGUACAGCCCGAGAAGUCAACCUCAGAAAUGA
Molecule: messenger RNA, 1254 nt
Organism: Knipowitschia caucasica
Lineage: Eukaryota; Metazoa; Chordata; Actinopteri; Gobiiformes; Gobiidae
Source: the annotation of a GenBank genome assembly